AUGUUAUUCAUUUUCUUGUUCACUUUCUUUUCAAUAUUUUUAAUCGUUCAGGGUUCAGAGUUCUCGUCAAAAUGCCCUGAGAGAUGGGAUUUCUAUCCGGAUCUUCAUUUGUGCCUUGUCGUUCCACACAAACCACGAACAUGGAUCGAUGCAAAAGACUAUUGUGCGAGCAACUCCGCUGAAUUGGCCACCGUUCGAAACGAGGAUGAAUUUCGAAUUAUUACGGACUUGGUCGAACGCGAAAACCCGCAAUUCCUCACGUGGACUGCGCUGAGGAAAAAUGAGAAUGAGACAGAUUUCUCAUGGAUUGAUGGAACGGUGGUGAAUGAAAGUUAUUGGGAAACAGGCCGAAUCCGAUCUCCGAAUCAUGAUUGUGGAGCGAUAAAUUCGGACAACAAAUUGAAGGGUUUAGCGACAUUGGAUUGCGACAAUGUGCAGUUCUUCAUUUGUCAAAAAGAGGCCUAUGGUAAUCCACCCGAAAUCCUUGUUGGUCCAAACGGGACGAUCACCUCACCUCGCUGGCCUCAAACCUAUCCAAGCAAUCUGGAGCACUAUCAAAUUAUUCAGUUGAAUGAAGCCGAGAAAAUCAAAUUGACAAUCGAAGAGUUCGAGACCGAGUCACAGCUUGACAUUUUGACGUUACACGAUGGGAAAAGUUCGCAGAGUAUGAAAUUGUUGAGACUUUCGGGUAAACGACCAGAGCAGCGAACGCUCACGUCGAAGAAUAUGAUGCUGUUGCACUUCUCGACGAAUCGAAACACCGAAAUGAGCGGCUAUCGUUUGAGUUAUGAGGCUUGGAUCCCGCCGAGUGAAAUCAUUGUUGAAAGCCGUGAGAGUUUCUCUCGUUUAAGCAGUGCCAACUAUCCGAAUGGGUACAAUUUCACGAGACAAAGAUAUUCAAUUGAAUGUCCAAAUGAUCGAGCGGUGAGUUUACAGAUUCUUGACGUCAAUCUCCAAGAGAAUGACGGGAUUUUUCUUUUUCCCGUCAUUAAUGGAAGUCCAAAGAUUCGAAAUCGAAUCUCCGGUCUAGCGGCGAAUUUACCACGCGUUUUGAACUAUCAAAUGUCAAAAGUCAUUUUGAGAUUUGAUGGUUUCAAUUGUGGUCCAACGAAUAGCGGAUGGCUUUUGUUACAUCGAUGCGAGCAAAAAGAAAUCGAGAUACCGAGGGGA
Mesorhabditis belari is the source of this 1170-nucleotide messenger RNA. The record is from the annotation of a GenBank genome assembly. Lineage: Eukaryota; Metazoa; Nematoda; Chromadorea; Rhabditida; Rhabditidae.